GUCUGGACACCGGGCGACCGACGCUCCGGUGCGGCGGGUCGGUGCACGCUAUGAGGGGAACGACGAGGGCGCGGGGGUGGUCCCGGCGGUGUCGAUGAAGGCGGACGAAUAACGGGUCGCCAUGAAUGACAGGUACCACAAGGCGGCCCGGGACGGCUACCUGGACCUGCUGAAGGAGGCCACACGCAAGGACCUCAACGCGCCCGACGAGGACGGCAUGACGCCGACGCUGUGGGCGGCCUACCACGGGAACCUGGAGGCUCUGCGGCUCAUCGUGGCCAGGGGAGGGAAUCCUGACAAGUGUGACAUUUGGGGCAACACACCACUCCACCUAGCCGCUGCCAACGGCCACCACAACUGCCUUUUCUUCCUCGUGUCGUUCGGGGCCAACAUAUGGUGCCUGGACAACGACUACCACACUCCUCUGGACAUGGCCGCCACCAAGAGUCACAUGGACUGCGUUCGCUACCUCGACUCCAUCGCCUCCAAGCAAAUGGGCCUCAACCCCAAGCUUGUGAACAAGCUGAAAGAACGAGCGUUUCGAGAUGCCGAGCAACGCAUCAAAGAGUGCGCCAAGAUGCAGAAGAAGCACCACGAGCGCAUGGAGAAGAAGUUCCAAAAGGAGGCGCCCGAGGCGUCCGUGUCGGACGUCAUGAGUUUUUCCAGUUACAGCAGCGGCUCUGUUAGCCACAAGCUGCACAACUUCACCACAGCCACCGUCAGUGUGCCAUAUUCACAGGCGACCCUUCAUGCCACAAACCGAGGAAAGACGAAGAUCCAGAAGAAGCUGGAGAAAAAGAAACAAGGAGACGGGAGCUUUAAGAUCUACGAGGAUGGGAGGAAGAGCGUGCGCUCCCUCUCUGGACUCCAGAUGGGCAACGACGUCAUGUUCCUAAAACCCGGCACAGACGGCAACCCCAGGGAUUACGGCCGCCGCAACGUCCGCGACAUGUUCCCCAGAGACCACAACGACGACGCCAUUUCACGUGCCACCAGCGAGCCGGACCUCCACGGGACCAAUGCGGACCUCUCGGAGGUCAGCACAGACUCGGGACACGAUUCCCUGUUCUACCGGCCCGGUCUGGGCACCAUGGUCUUCAGGAGGAACUACGUGAGCGGGGGGAUGUUUGACCUGGGCGAUCCAGAUGGAGCUGACGGCUUGAGCAACACGGUGCGUCUACGCAGCAGGCUGCACCCUCACCGCAGCCUGGAUGAGGACAGCAUUGGAAGUGCUCGCAGCCUGCAGGAGAGGAACAUGGAGGAGCUUCCCUGGGAGGAGGUGGAAUUGGGGCUGGAUGACGACGACGAAGCCCACACCAGCCCGCUGGAGGUCUUCUUGGCCACGCAGAGCAUGAGCGAGUUCUUCUCCAUCUUCAGGAGAGAGAAGAUCGACCUCCAAGCGUUGCUGCUGUGCUCCGACCACGACCUCAAGAGCAUCCACAUCCCUUUAGGACCGAGGAAAAAGAUCUUAGAUGCCUGUCAGAGACGCCUUGAGACAAUAGAGGACCCAGAGUGCAUUGAAGACACUGAACUAUGAUCCAAGCAGAGGUGUGAUCAUCAAUGCAGACAGAGACAACAAAACCAUCUACCUCUAACGUGGAAAGGAUCAAUGCAAACAUUCAAAGUCGCAUGGUCGAACAAACUUGUUGUGUCAUGGGACACGUUUGCCCCUGUGGGGUUCACUGAGACUCUUGUGCCUGUGCAGUCUGUUGUUUUACUAUAAACACACUUGACAAGCAUUUUUUUUCCAGCAUGCUCCCCCAAUGUUGUUAAUGUAAUCUCAUAUUUAAUUUGGCCUCGUGUUUACACAUAGCAAACCUGGUCUCUGCCAAGGCAGGACAACUGCAUAUUUGCAGUUGUGAUUGACUUGAGAGUGUGUGAACGCGUCCCUCGAUAACUUUAUAAUGCUUGCCUAUCAUCAUUUGCUGUACUUGCACACUCUGUGUAGUGCAUGUCGAGUCAAUAUUUAUGUAGAUAAUGUCAGUCAUAAGUUCAUAACAAUAUAUGUAGAGACUUUUAUGGUCUCCGUGUACCUCUCUGCACAACAACAACACAUUGUUAAUGUGUUAGUAUUUGGAUUAGAUUAUGUAAUA
Messenger RNA from Phycodurus eques (leafy seadragon), 2093 nucleotides. It is a transcript of the gene ush1ga, whose product is annotated as Usher syndrome 1Ga (autosomal recessive). The record is from RefSeq and is a predicted model, not a curated record. The transcript has 4 exons. The coding region runs from base 122 to 1537 and encodes 471 amino acids. Lineage: Eukaryota; Metazoa; Chordata; Actinopteri; Syngnathiformes; Syngnathidae. Gene Ontology annotation, molecular function: protein binding. Gene Ontology annotation, biological process: sensory perception of sound; equilibrioception; sensory perception of light stimulus.